GGGACCGCCGGAAGUCGUUUACCCGGCACUUCCGGCCCUGCCUUUCCCUCCUUUACCAAGAUGGCGGCGCCCACGGAGGCUCCCGGCGGCGCGGCCGCCUCGGGCUUCCUGGGCUUCCGGGCCGAGUCCCGCGAUCCCGGCGCCCCCGGCAAGCGGCGCCCCCGGGGCGGCCGCCACCGCAAGAAGGGCUGGAAGCGCUGGGCGGGGCCCGAGGCGCGGCUGGGCCGGGAGCUGGGCGCCUUCCUGGAGGACGUGGGGCUGCAGCAGCGCGCGGCCGGGGGCCUGGUGGCCGAGAAGCCGGACGAGAGCCUCUUCUUCCUGGAUACGGGCAGUGAGGAGAAAGACCGCGAGCUGAACCGAGGCAAAGAGAAGCCCCUGCGGAUAGACCUCAUCCUGCAGCCGGAUUCCAAGGUGCCGGCUCCCAAAGACAUUUUGGCCCACCAGGUCCCCAACGGGAAGAAGCUGAAGCGGAAGCAGCGGCUGUGGGAGAAGCUGGCGGAGCGAGGCGUGGUGCCCCGAGAGCAGCGCCUCCUCCUGGCCCGCCUGCAGCACGCGCAGCCAGCAACCGCGGAGCCCUCGCACGGCCAGCAGGGGGCGGGAGCCCAGCCGGCUGGGGGCUUCUACGACAUCUGGUCAGACACAAACCCGCUCGACCGGCCGCUGGCCGGGCAGGACGCCUGGUUCCUGGAGCAGACCAAGAAGCAGAGAGUGCGGCGCCCCGCCAGGCUGGAGACGAAGCCGUCGGAGCUGCCGGCCGUGGAAGUCAUCCCCGCGGGGGGGUCCUACAACCCCACGUUCGAGUCCCACCAGGCGCUGCUGCUCCAGGCCCACGAGGUGGAGCUCAGGCGGCAGAAGGCCGAGGAAAAGCUGCAGAGGCAGCUGCGAUUCCCCACGGCGGCCGAGGCCCCCACCCAGGCGACGACCUUCCGGGAGCAGUGCGAGGGGCUGCUCGAGGAGUCGGCUGACGAGGGGGGCGAGGAAGAGGCGCCCGAUGAGCCCCCAGCCCCCGGGGCCCCCCCACCUCUGGCCCCCUUGCGUGAGAAGAAAACAGAGCAGCAGCGCAGGAGGGAGAAGGAAGCCAAAUUCCUGGAGGCCCGGCGGCUGGGCGAGAAGGCGGCGCGGUGCCGGCGGCAGGAGCUCUUCCAGCUCCGCUCCAUCCGGCUGCAGGUGAAGCGGCGCGAGGCCGAGCUGCUGCGCCGGAGGCGGGCGCGGCUGGCGAAGAGACGGGCUGAGGCCACCAAGCCCCGGAGGCUGGGCAGGCUGAAAUACGAAGACCCCGACCUGGAGGUGCAGCUGAGCACGGAGCUGGCCGAGUCCCUGCGGACGCUGAAGCCCGAGGGCAGCAUCCUGCGCGACCGCUUCAAGAGCCUGCAGAGGAGAAACCUGAUUGAGCCCCGCGAGCGAGCCAGGUUCAAGAGGAAAUACCGGCUGAAGUACGUGGAGAAAAGGGCCUUCCGCGAAGUCACGUUGUAACGCUGACGCCCCUCGGCUCCUCGCUGCGUCCGGCGCUGCCCGUUUGUACCAACGAUCUAUUAAAGCCCUGGGCACCUCCCGUCA
This is a messenger RNA of Mauremys reevesii (Reeves's turtle), 1557 nucleotides long. It is a transcript of the gene NOP53, whose product is annotated as NOP53 ribosome biogenesis factor. Gene Ontology annotation, biological process: rRNA processing; ribosomal large subunit assembly. The record is from RefSeq and is a predicted model, not a curated record. NCBI's taxonomy places the organism in Eukaryota, Metazoa, Chordata, Testudines, Geoemydidae. Gene Ontology annotation, cellular component: nucleolus. Gene Ontology annotation, molecular function: 5S rRNA binding. Bases 61 to 1473 code for a protein of 470 amino acids. The transcript has 13 exons.